Molecule: messenger RNA, 3634 nt
Organism: Dermacentor silvarum
Lineage: Eukaryota; Metazoa; Arthropoda; Arachnida; Ixodida; Ixodidae
Product: zinc finger protein OZF-like
Exons: 6
Coding region: 212-1828 (538 amino acids)
Source: RefSeq, a predicted model, not a curated record
AUACAGUUGACUUCCGGUCACGCUGCUUUCGAGCGAAACCUCAGCUGGACCUGAGCUGCCGGUGCUACUGCUACGCAUCUGUAACAAAGCUUCAGCUGAUGUUUGUUGUGCCCGUCAAGAUCUAGGCUAUCUCUACAUCGUUGACAACCAAUAGCUGCAAGUGCUGAUUGCUGCUGGUUGGCUCAGUCCAGAAUCUGGCCUCACAAAUGCGAUGAGCCUAGCUGAAAGUAUCACUGCCAAAAUGGCAUGCCAUGCCCUUUCCAAGGUCGUCGGUCAAGUCGAGAUUGGCACGCAGUGCAGCUUGUCUCUGGCUGACAAGUCUGUUGGGUGCUCCUUCAAAGCAGGAAGUGAGUCUAGGAGCGUGCAGACUACAGAGACUGUGGAGCGGUUAAGGACCACCUCAGGCCUCACAAAUGCGAUGAGCCUAGCUGAAAGUAUCACUGCCAAAAUGGCAUGCCAUGCCCUUUCCAAGGUCGUCGGUCAAGUCGAGAUUGGCACGCAGUGCAGCUUGUCUCUGGCUGACAAGUCUGUUGGGUGCUCCUUCAAAGCAGGAAGUGAGUCUAGGAGCGUGCAGACUACAGAGACUGUGGAGCGGUUAAGGACCACCUCAGCAUCGAGGCCUUCUAUUUCUCCAUCGACUGCCAAAUGUGACAAAUCAAAGAAAGGAUGCCUCCACCGAUGUCACCUAUGUGACUAUGAGACUGAUAAACGAUAUCGUCUGAAAGCACAUGCCAGCGUCCAUACUGGCGAGAAGCCAUUUAAGUGCCCCUCAUGCCCUCAGAGCUUCUCAUUAAAGGAUGCCCUAAACCGUCACCUGUGCAUCCACACGGGUGAGCGGCCAUUUCAAUGCCCUUUAUGCCUUCAGAGCUUCUCACAAAAAGCCCACCUGAAAAGCCACCUGCACACCCACACAGCAUCAAGGCCUUCUGUUCCUUCAUCAAUUGCCAAAUUUGACAACUCAAAGCAAGGAUGCCUCCAUCAAUGUCACCUAUGUGACUAUGAGACUGAUAAACUGUUUCGUCUGGAAGCACAUGCCAGUGUCCAUAUAUAUACUGAAGAGAAGCCAUUUUCGUGCUCUUCUUGCCCUCAGAGCUUCCCCCCAAAAUCCAAACUUAACGUUCACCCGUGCACCGACACGGGUGAGCGGCUAUUUCAUUGUCAUUUAUGCCCCCGGAGCUUCUCACGAAAAGUACACCUGAAAAGCCACCUGCGCUGUCACACUGGUGAGAAGCCAUUUGAAUGCCCUUUAUGCCCUCAGAGCUUCUCACUGAAGACCUACCUGAAGAAGCACCUACGCAUCCACACUGGUGAGAAGCCAUUUCAAUGCCCUUUAUGCCCUCAGAGCUUCUCAAUGAAGACCUACCUGAAGAAGCACCUGCGCAUCCACACUGGUGAGAAGCCAUUUCAAUGCCCUUUAUGCCCUCAGAGCUUCUUACUGAAGAUCUACCUGGAAGAGCACCUGCGCAUCCACACUGGUGAGAAGCCAUUUCAAUGCCCUUCAUGCCUUCGGAGCUUCUCACAAAAUGCCACCCUGAAAGUCCACCUGCGCACCCACACGGGCGAGAAGCCAUUUCAGUGCCCUUCAUGCUCUCAGGGCUUCUCACAAAAGGGCAACCUGGAAUCCCACCUGCGCACCCACACAGGCGAGAAGCCAUUUCAGUGCCCUUCAUGCUCUCGGGGCUUCUCACAAAAGGGCAACCUGGAAUCCCAUUUGCGCACCCACACAGGCGAGAAGCCAUUUCAGUGCCCUUCGUGCUCUCAAAGCUUCUCACAAAAGAGCAACCUUACGAGACACCUGCGAAGACAGCACCAUGAUAAUGUAGGGUAGGUCAACAGCCAUGUUUAACUAGAGUCUGAAUUAAAAAUCUACAGACGUGUAGCAUGCUGCAUAGUGUUCUACUGCAUCUGGUGAAUGUGUCUCCAUGUGCUCUUAAGGGGCCCUGGAACACUUUUUAGAGCGAUAGCUCUACUAUUCCAGGUGCAAACCCAGAAAAUGCCUGGUUCCGUAAAUCUGACCUUCAAGCUCAGCCAAGGUCAAACUGGAACUUAGCCUGCUACUACCAGUGGCUGCUGUGUAUGCCACCUGGGCGCCCAUAUCUUGAAAGCAAUCUGCGAUAUGGAGAAAGUGCGUGGUUGCGCGGGCCUCAUCUUCAAAGUUAUCUGUGAUGUGUACAAAGUGCGCCGAGUGCUGGUGGCUUCGUGUGCGCUGUGCUUAGUUCACAUUGAAGCAAGUUGCAGCAUGAAGGUCGAUUCGCUCGCUGAUGCUGCCGCGCCAGGAAGCAUCUGUGUGUUGUCUUGUGGUGGAGUUGUAGAUGUGGUAAUUGCUGACGGUGCCGAGCAGCGUCGUCCUUUCCCAAAGCAAGCAAAACUGUGCUAUUGCUGAACAAACUUGGUUUCACUGCGUUGAACCACGGCACAUUCUUUUCGGCUCACCAUAUUUGCUCUAGAUCUUUUCUCAGCAUGUCAUAGAACAUAGAGCAAACGAAGUUAUGAAAACUGACCCACACAAAGCCGUUAUAGCUGAGAAAAAAUUCAUAAUGCAAUUUAACCUCAAUGUAAUGAAGCCGGUAAAAUCUGCAGUUGGCUUUGGUAUAUUGCAACUUUCCAAUAUUCGAAAGUAUUCAAUAUUUGUUUCGAUCCCAAAAAUUACUGUUUGCAUUCUCCUAUAAUAUAUGUAUGUUCAUUGUAAUAAUUAUUAUUACGCUACAGAUGUCUGAAUGAUCUGCUUUCUACGUUCUGUGUUCUAAAAAUUUUUUUUUUUAAUUUUGUCUUUUGGUACAUAUGAACUUGUUCUGUUAGACCCAUUCAUGUAUUUGGUGCCUAUGGGCUCUGGUAUACCGUAUUUACUCCAAUCUAACGUGCACUUCUUUCUGACAACAUGGAUCCGAAAAUUGCGUGCGCGUUAGAAUCGAGUACGAUCCUAAAUUUUCAUUACCAUAUCGCCAUCGGCAUUUCAAAAUGGCCACCUUGUACGCGCUUCGAGCCUAGCUGCCGUAGCUUCCUCCAUGUGAUGUGGUACAUGUGCUUAGGCUUUAGUAUACCGUCUAUCUUCCCGUUUUCUGCGUUUGCUCUAUCAACAUGAAGUGUCAAGUUCAUCAUGACGCUGCAUUUAAAAGGAAAGUGAUUAUGUGUGCGGAGAGGGACAGAAAUCAGGCCGCAUCAUGGGUGUUUGGAGAAUCUGAAACUGGCGUGUGGGACUGGCGCAGACAGGAGAGGAUUUUUCCCAGUAAAGCAACACGGAAGGGUUUCAGUGUACCGAAGCAGAGUAUUCUGCGACGAUCCACUUUGGCAAUACGAUCACCUUGGCCCUAUCUUGAAAGCGAUCUGCGAUGGGGAGAAAGUCCGCCGUGCACUGUGUUUCCGGCGCUUAUAGUUCGCGUUGAAGUGAGAGGCGUCUAGCACGAAGGUCACUUCACUCGCUGCUGCUGAGUUUCCGCAAGCCGGCGUUUUGACAGUGAGUGUCCGCAGACAUCCAGUGUGAUGUGAUCAUGUUUGAUAUGCACGCUGACACUAUGCUGGUUAAUUUAGUUAGUAAGCAAAUGUCUACAAGUUUAUACGGCUGAUAAAACUUCGUACAGCUGUCUACUAAUUUGCUAUUGCAAUCGAUGCUACAAUUGAUAAACAAUUUCCUCAC